GUGCUCAUCACUCCCCUCACACAUCCACUUAAAGGCAUGAAGAGUCCAGACUCCUGCAUAAAACUUGACCCUCAGGAUGUCGAGAUCACUAAACUCCACAACGGUCUGGUAAUCGCUGCCUUGGAGAACUACAGCCCAGUGACCAAAGUGGGCAUCUUUCUGAAGGCUGGGAGUCGAUACGAAGACGCUGGAAACCUGGGCAUCACUCAUUGCCUCAGGGUGGCAUCCAACAUGUCCUCCAAGAAAGCCAGUCCAUUCAAACUGACCCGUGCGAUUGAAGCUGUUGGGGGAUCCCUACGGGUGAUUUCCACAAGGGACCUGAUGCUGUACACGGUGGGAUGUCUGCGCGACUCGAUUGACGACCUGAUGGAGUACCUCAGCGCCAUAGUCUUAGCCCCUGAGUUCAGACCAUGGGAGGUGGCCAACGUCAGAGAUCGCCUGAAAGUAGAGAAGGAGAUAGCAUACCGUCAGCUGCAGAGAAGAUUGUUGGAGAGCCUCCACGCGGCUGCCUAUCGUAACACGCUGUGCAACUCCCUCUACUGUCCUGACUUCAUGCUGGGUCAGUUCACCUGUGAACAGCUACAUAAAUAUGUGAAGAAGCAUUUCUGUGUUGGACAGAUGGCAAUAGUGGGAAUAGGGAUGUCUCUCAGCCAGCUAACAAAGGCAGCUCAGCAACUGUUUGGCAAGGCUUCGGGCUAUGGUCAGGCUGGGCCUAAGGCCCUGUAUGGAGGAGGUGAGCACCGCGAGGGCACCUCUGAGCCGCUGGUGCACGCCGCCGUGGUCUGUGAGGGUGAGGCUCUGGGCUCACAGGAGUCCCUGGCGUUUACCGCGCUGCAGCAGGUGCUGGGGGUGGGACCCCACGUCAAGAGAGGAAGCGGGAUGACCAGCACCUUAACCCGGGCCGUAAGCAAGAGUACGGCGCAGCCCUUCACCGCCUUUGCCUUCAAUGUGUGCUACCAAGACUCUGGUCUGUUUGGGGUUUACACCAUCUCUCAGGAUGAGACAGCAGCUGAUGUUAUCAAUGCCGCUGUGUCACACGUCAAACAUGUAGCUGAUGGCAAGAUAAGCGAGGAAGACAUCGAGAGAGGAAAGAAUCAGUUGAUUGCUCGCAAUCUGAUGGCGAUGGAGACACUUGACGCCUUACUGGAGGAGAUGGGGUUACAGAUUCUCACAACUGGGACUUAUAUCUCACCUAUAUCUGCUGUCAACCAGAUCAAAGAGAUUAGUAAAAAGGAUGUGGUAAAGGCGGCUGAGAAGUUUGCUUCAGGAACCAAGUCGAUGGCAGUCUGUGGCAGACUCAGCAGCACACCCUUCCUGGAUGAACUUUAA
Molecule: messenger RNA, 1329 nt
Organism: Hemiscyllium ocellatum (epaulette shark)
Lineage: Eukaryota; Metazoa; Chordata; Chondrichthyes; Orectolobiformes; Hemiscylliidae
Product: cytochrome b-c1 complex subunit 2, mitochondrial-like
Exons: 13
Coding region: 37-1329 (430 amino acids)
Cellular component (GO): mitochondrion
Molecular function (GO): metal ion binding
Source: RefSeq, a predicted model, not a curated record